Medicago truncatula (barrel medic) is the source of this 1615-nucleotide messenger RNA. RefSeq names its product transcription factor MYB3R-3. Gene Ontology annotation, cellular component: nucleus. Gene Ontology annotation, biological process: regulation of DNA-templated transcription. Bases 59 to 1489 code for a protein of 476 amino acids. The record is from RefSeq and is a predicted model, not a curated record. Gene Ontology annotation, molecular function: RNA polymerase II cis-regulatory region sequence-specific DNA binding; DNA-binding transcription factor activity, RNA polymerase II-specific. The transcript has 8 exons. Lineage: Eukaryota; Viridiplantae; Streptophyta; Magnoliopsida; Fabales; Fabaceae.
GGCUUCUAUACUCAUUUUCUCAUUUUCAUUUCACCGAUUUUCAAAAAAAAGAAGAGAAAUGUUGGAAAUGGAUAAGGAGCUAAAGGAUUUACAAUUUGGUUCACCAAAUCAUCGAGACUUGCUUCAUUUAUGUCUCUCUUCUCCCAAUUGCAAUAGUGACACUUGUUUUCUGGAAUCAUCCCCUGCUACAGAGAAAAUAAAAUCGCAAAUUAGCUCGAAAAAUGGAAUCUGGACAGAAGAAGAGGAUAAUCUUUUGAUUGAGAUAGUCAAGAUGCACGACGGAAGCAUCUGGAAAAGUAUAGGCGGAUGCGCUGCAUACUUCCCUGGACGAACAGACAUCGAAUGCUUCCAUCGCUGGCAAAAGGUUUCGAAUCAUGAUCUUGUAAAAAGAUCAUGGACAAAGGAGGAGGAUGAGGCCUUGAUUGAGCUAGUAAGAAAGUAUGGUUUCAAGAGAUGGUCUUUUAUAGCAAAAUCCAUGCCAGGUCGUAUCGGAAAGCAAUGUCGUGAGAGGUGGCAUAAUAACCUUGAUCCCGUUAUAAAAAAGGGUGCUUGGACGGAGGAGGAGGAGUCAAUACUUGCUCACUACUACCAAAUAUAUGGCAGUAAAUGGUCAGAAAUUGCAAGGGUUCUUCCUGGAAGGAGUGACAAUGCUAUAAAAAAUCAUUGGAACAGCUCAAUGAAGAAGAAGUCAUCAGCAUCACCUACUAGGUGUGACAUGGAUGUUUCCACUUCCAGUUUCUGCUCUUCUCUAAUAAAGCCAGCACAUGAUUCAGUUAAAGCUGAAGAUCAAAGUUUAAUUGGAAUGGUUUCUCCCAAGCAAAGUAACUGGUUGAAUCAGAAUGCUGAUAACUUCCCAACUCGAAUGGCUAUUCAAAAUGCUUCCGUUGAGGAAUUUUGGUCUGAUAUAAACAUUUUUGGUGUGGCAACUCGUAGGGCCUCAGAAAAAAGUGAAAGAAGAUCAGUUAAUUUACCAAAUUUGAUGGAGACAGCUAUAAGUUGCAAAGACCAUGCCAACCUUACCUUCGCAGAUAAACACAUGAACUCAUCGAUGGAUAUGCUUGCAACAAAUAUGGAUUGUUUCCCUUCUUCCAGUACUGUUACUUACGAGGCCUAUAAUUCUCCCAAAUGGCAAAAGGCUUCUUUUUCAGAAUCAAAGUUUAUUGCUGGUAAUGAAUCUGAUAGUUCCUAUUCGAACUACUUAAAAUUGGCUAAUCAUGAGAAGAAAGUUCAAGUUGGAAUGGAAAGCAAUAACAAAAGCGACAUGAGCCCAGAAUCGGUACUAAGAAACUUAGCAAUGACCUAUGAAAACAUUCCUUCUAUUAUAAGGAAAAGAUCUUCUAAGAAGGCAUGUGCUGCCAAAUAUGGCAAGUCGAAAACACCUUCUGGAAUGGUUAACUCAACUCCUGAAGCAGGAUGUGUAAUUGGUUUCGAUAAUUUAAAACUCAACCAAGGAUUUGUUCCAUUCCUUCAUAGAAAUGCCAUGGAAUGAUAGACUAUGCUUGUAAUAUUUGAUGCUUAACAUAUAUCACAAACAUUUCUGUAGUUCUACUUAAAGACUAGACCGACCUUCUCUCUAAACUAUCAUUUUUUUUCAUUUUUCUUGGACACAUGCAGG